AACUCAUCAACAGUGACAGCGCGGAUCCCUGGAUUACAAUGCAAAAUCUCCAAUCUAAUCUUUUCCCGUCAAGCCCGUCCAAUCUUCGUGUCAGAGCUUCUCACGCCUGUUCCUAUGCCGAGCCUUCCUCCCUGCUGGCAGUCCCCGCCACAGAAACAUGGACGUGUUUUUCAGGCCCCUUUCCCGGUAGAAUACGGCCUACUUUGACGACUGGAGCGGUGUGGGUUUGCCACAGUUGACAUACAAAAUACUCCAAGUGCGUGACGUGUUUCUUUGGCGCUUUCUUAUUAUCUCAAGAGCCGACGAUUUAUGACUCAACUUGCAGACGAAGAGCUUUGAUUUACACAUAGCAUCAAUGUCGAACAGGUAUUUUUUCGCCCUUGCGGCGCUAUCGGUCUUGAGUAGUGCUGCUCGGACUAGCUCCCACAGUUUCAACUACAGCGCCCUUCGCUUGAGGGAGGUUGGUGCCCGCAACACAGAGGACUGGAGGAUAUGGCUCGAAAAAGACGGGGACCCCAUUUCCUUCUGGCACGAUGUGCCAGUCUGGCCGGAUGAAAGUAACAAGCAGGUGGUGAAUCUUGUGGUUGAAGUACCUAGAUGGCAAGAUGGCAAAAUUGAGCUUAAGAGGAGCGAGCCAUUAAAUCCUAUCGUUCACGACUCUCUCAAUGGUGCUCCUAGAUACGUGGAGAAUGUGUGGCCACACAAAUCGUAUCCUUUCAUCUACGGGUCUAUCCCACAAACAUGGGAAAGUCCAAAUUACAACCAUUCUUUUACUCAUCUUCUAGGCGACAACGACCCUGUGGACCUCUUCGACAUUGGCCAAGACCGCGGAUACGUUGGCCAGGUGAAACAAGUCAAGAUUCUUGGUGGUCUUGCCUUGGCUGAUGGCAACGAAACGGAUUGGAAAAUACUCGGCAUCGAUAUCAAAGACCCCAUGGCGUCCGUUAUCAAUUCGUUCGAAGAUGUUGAAAAGUAUCGCCCUGGGACCAUCAAGACAUUCCGAAACUGGUGGACUCACUAUAAAGUGGCUCGUGGGGAUCCGGUCAUCAACAUCAUCGGGGACUGGUACCAGAAUGUCACCUACAUGCAAAGCGUCGUCGAGGAAAGCCACAAGACUUGGGCGGAUUUGAUCAGAGGAGAGGUUGACUCCAACGAAAUCAAUUAUAACCAGACAUCUCGGCCAGACGUCGAGAACAGCUUCGUAAACAAAGCAACAACAACCGCAAAAUUCAACAUUCCAGCAGAGAGCAGAAUCGAUCCCGCUGCUCCACGGCCAGAAAAGGCUGAUGGCUGGUAUUACUUGGACAGCGACGCCAACUUGAUAGUCGUCCCCCAAACACAACAAACAUUUCUCAAUAGGCAACAGGCCUAGCUUUUCCUUUGAACGAAAUUUCGUUUUCUUUGAACUGAACGAGGCACGUGAAGUGUCUGCCUUUACUCCAGCGUCGCCGUCAUGUAAAGCCCUUUUCAUGCUUUUCAUGCUCAGUUAGGUAGAAAUAACGAGUAAUGAAAUGAAAGACCGUGAACAUAUAUCCAAUUUCCCAUUUCGGAACGGUUUUGCUCGUUCCUUGCAAGUUUCCUCUCAUUCUUCCGACACUUUC
This is a messenger RNA of Colletotrichum acutatum, 1601 nucleotides long. RefSeq names its product inorganic pyrophosphatase. The record is from RefSeq and is a predicted model, not a curated record. Bases 356 to 1372 code for a protein of 338 amino acids. The transcript has 7 exons. Gene Ontology annotation, molecular function: inorganic diphosphate phosphatase activity; magnesium ion binding. Gene Ontology annotation, cellular component: cytoplasm; nucleus. NCBI's taxonomy places the organism in Eukaryota, Fungi, Ascomycota, Sordariomycetes, Glomerellales, Glomerellaceae. Gene Ontology annotation, biological process: phosphate-containing compound metabolic process.